Eupeodes corollae is the source of this 1207-nucleotide messenger RNA. It is a transcript of the gene Saysd1, whose product is annotated as SAYSvFN domain-containing protein 1. Bases 133 to 690 code for a protein of 185 amino acids. NCBI's taxonomy places the organism in Eukaryota, Metazoa, Arthropoda, Insecta, Diptera, Syrphidae. The record is from RefSeq and is a predicted model, not a curated record. The transcript has 2 exons.
UUUUGUUUACGUUUUUCUAUCUUCGUCUACGUGUCCGCCUCCACCAAAAUUCUAAUAAAAACUUUCUGAAUUUUUACAUUAAUUAAAAACAAACAAAUAAUGUAACUUUAUUGAGCGAUAAAAACCAAACAAAUGGAAUCAAAACUCGAAGCUUAUCGACUAAGAAAACGACGACAGCAAAAAUACGAACAAUUCAAAGGAGUUUUGCAGAGAAUGCUUUCUUUUGGAUCUGGUGCCAGGACGGAUAGAGAUAAAGAGGACCACAUAAUUGAUGUUCCAGUCACUAAGCUCGAAGAUAUUCCAUUGGAAAAAGAUUCCCAGCUAUCGGACAUUAUAUCUUCUUCCGAUGAAAAUGACGUCUCCUCAGCCCCAGGCUCUAAUGCAGAGGAAGCAAAUACAACUCCCCCAAUCGACCACCACAAGGAGUACAUCAACUACACCCUAAAAACGUGCUAUUUUCUAUUCUGGGCCACUUGUUUUGUCAUAGCAAUUGAGCUGCAGUUCGGAAUUGUCUUUCUGAUGUUGUCCGCUCUGUUUGGACUCUAUUUCAAUACGCGUACCGGCCCUAAACCAAAACACGAACCCAGCGCGUACAGUGUUUUCAACAAGAACUGCGAAAGCAUCGACGGGACUCUCAAGGCAGAGCAGUUCGAAAGGGAGAUACGAUAUGGUGCGAGCAGUGUUAGGUAAAGAGUUGGAUCUCCUUCCAGCUGACUGAUUGAUUGGAGAUGUUGUGUGUUUUGUUGACGCUCAAUUAAUUAAUUUUUUUUUUAAUGUGAAAACUCCAAGAAAAUGUACGUCUUUUGAUAGGAUUAAGAUUUUUUAGAAAUGAUUUUACAACUUUUCUGACAGAGUUUGUAAAGUUGUUGUAUUUAUAUAAUUGCGUAUUUAUGUAUAACUAAGCGAAGAAGGAGCAAUGAUCAUGAGCUAGGAAUGAUUUUUGAAGUUUCUUUGAGUUUCAGGUGGAUGAAGUGGAACAUUCAGUCUAUUUUGACAUUGCUUCACCAACGAAGAUAAUUUUACAAGCCAAUUACCUAAGUGCUUUAGGAAGUGAUGAUGAUGUUCCUUCACAUCCAUUUGAAUCCGUGAAACUUGGAGUAAGUGAGCUAUAGAGCUCGUAACUAACAUAAGAGCUUCAGUUUUUCUUUAAAAAAAAAAGAGGUUUUAUAAUUUAAUGAAUGUAUAAUAAAUUUAUUAAUUACUAGAA